Lasiosphaeria miniovina is the source of this 2434-nucleotide messenger RNA. RefSeq lists its product as uncharacterized. The record is from RefSeq and is a predicted model, not a curated record. Bases 308 to 2383 code for a protein of 691 amino acids. The transcript is spliced from 4 exons. Lineage: Eukaryota; Fungi; Ascomycota; Sordariomycetes; Sordariales; Lasiosphaeriaceae.
ACGUCCCUCCGCAAAGUGAGCCUGGCGAACUUUUGAAAACUUCAUCCCCGACAAGAAGGUCACUACGCACAUCCCUCCCGUGGCCUACUGCCCUCUCCCAUCUUUGUAAUAGUUACCUUCACCUCACCCAUCACUUUUAGUUUUUGAUACCCCACCCUCGGUCACGCCCUCUUUGUUUGACUUUGGAGAACGCUCGUCGCGCAUUGGAUUUUUCCUUCCUCUUCAGCCUUUCUGCCGCUGAACCAGAAGCCACUAUCGCCCUCCUCCUCUCACCCGUCUUCCUUCUGACCUGAGGUUCCUUCCCGGGAUGGCAUCUCAACCGCGCAAUCUAUACAACAACCAAGGCUACCUGCCCAAUGGCGCCGCAACUCACCCGGGUCCGCUCCCAGGGGCCACGCCUCUGCUGCCGAACCAGGGUCGCAUCAUCCAGACCGGGCCCAUUAGAGUUCUGUGCAUCGCGGACGUCCGAGGAAACCUCAGGUCUUUGAACGACCUGGCCAAGUCGGCCCACGCCGAUUACAUUAUUCACACAGGUGACUUCGGUUUCUACGAUGAGUCGUCGCUGGAGCGAAUUGCCGAGAAGACCCUCAAACACGUCGCCCAGUACUCGCCCCUCAUCUCCGAGCCUACCAAGAAAGCCAUUGCUCAAGGCGGUGCUGGUCCGGUGAAGGCGCGUUUCCAGCCUAGCGAACUGCCGCUUUCCGAACUGCCCCUUCUGAUCACCGGCGAAUUGAAGCUCGAAAUCCCCGUCUACACUGUGUGGGGCGCUUGCGAAGAUGUGCGGGUGCUCGAGAAGUUCCGGUCUAAGGAGUAUAAGGUGCCGAACCUCUUCAUUAUCGACGAGGCCCAGUCCAUGCUUCUCGAGAUUGCCGGGGUCAAGCUUCGUCUUCUCGGAUUGGGUGGUGCCGUGGUAAUGCACAAGCUUUUCGAUAACGGCGAGGGACGGACGACGAUUGCUGGUGGACAGGGGACCAUGUGGACGACACUCCUGCAGAUGGGCGAGCUUGUCGAUACCGCAAACCGCGUCUACGACCCCACUGAGACCCGGAUUUUCAUUACGCAUGCUUCUCCGGCGCGUGAGGGCAUCCUGAACCAGCUCUCGGUCACGCUCAAGGCGGAUUUCUCCAUCUCUGCCGGCCUUCAUUUCCGAUAUGGGAGCUCUUACAACGAAUUCAGCGUAAACCCCACCUUGGAUCAUUAUCGCGGCAAGCUGGCAGCGUCGAAGGCCUCAUUCAAUGAUGUUUGGGAGACCGUCAAGGGGGAGGUCGAGCCUGCUAUCCAGCAGAACGAAGCCCAACAGAACCUUCUUAAGAACGCACUCGGUAUCGUUGAGAAGAUGCCUACCACUGCUGCUGGUGGUAAUCCGUUUGGCGGCGCGGUUGCUGGCCAGUCAGCCCAGGCACUCGGCCAAGUGGACGAAAGUGCGUUCAAAAACAUGUGGAACUUCAAUCUCGCGGAUGCGGCGUUUGGUUGGCUUGUCUUGGAGGUCCAAGACGGCCGGAUCGGUACAGAAAUGAAGGCUCAGGGAUUCAACUUUUCUCACCGUGGAACUAAGCAACAGGCGGGAACUACCCAGUCUGCCGCAGUCCAAUCUACCUCUUCCGGAGCAAGCCCCCUACCCCCGUCUGCUCCUCCUAACACGCAGACUGCACCUGCGCCGGCAAUUGCGCAGCGCCAGGGCCCCCAGGUUACAAAGCCGAUCGUAUCAGCUCCCAGCCCCUCGAUCCCUGCUGCGCCAGAGACGUCCCAGCCUGCUUUACCCUCGCCAAAGGAAGCCGAUAAGCAAGCCGCGGCUGCUGCUAAUGGAAGUGUUAUCGCCCCCGAGUCCGCGCCAUCUCCUGUCUUGAAGACUGCGGCAGACAACAUUAUCGGCCUGUUCGUUAUGAACGCGCAAACUGAUGAGCAAGUUCGGGACCUUUUCCAAGACGAGGACAAAGAAAACAUCAUCAAAAUUGACAAGUGGGGCGCAAACAACAAGGUCGCACUGUUCAAGACGGAGAGGGAGCGGGAUGCCGCCAUGGAGCGACUUCCUGAUGAUGUGAAGAGCCGCGCCCCUGGCCAAGAGGAUCGCUCCAAGCCCCUGGUCAAAAUCUUCUUGCCUCCGCCGCCCCGCCAGUUUAGUUCACGUGGCGGUGCGGGCAACUGGGGAAGUAGCCGGGGCGGCGCCAGAGACAGCGCAAACCCACCGAGCGGUUAUCGCAGUGCCGGCGGCGGAACUGCCAGUGACAGUGAGGGUGCUGGACGACGGGCUACUCGUGGGGGCCCCCGGGGCGGUCGGGGUGGUGAACGUGGACGAGGUCCUAGAGGACCCCGAGGUGGAAUCAAGGGCGAGGGAGGCAGCGGGAGCCCUGCACCAUCAGCAGCUGCGCCGGUCGAUUCUUGAGAAAGUAAAUGAGGAAGGGGGUCCCAAAAGAGAGACGACACCGAUACCCUC